Molecule: messenger RNA, 4743 nt
Organism: Amoebophrya sp. A120
Lineage: Eukaryota; Dinophyceae; Syndiniales; Amoebophryaceae
Source: the annotation of a GenBank genome assembly
AUGCGGCGGCCACGGCACUACCGGAAGAAGAUGUGGUCGUUCUGGAGCGCGCAGCCGUUUGGUUGUAGCUGCCACCUCGGGCGGACCACCACGACUGUCUACUUGAUUCUACCACUCGCUGCCAUUUUCCAUUUCUCCAACGACCUGAUUCGCCACGCCAAGGCGUCCCUGCUCGCGCAAUCCAAACUGGAGAUGUGCGACAAAACGUCCGCGAGCGAGACGCUGGACUGCGACGAGAAAGUCACCCUGCUGCUCUCCAUCGAGCAGGCGCAGCUGCAGGGCACGGAGGCCCUGGAAAUCACGGUGAGCAACGACGAGAAGCAGCUGAAAACGCCGCUGAAGAUCACCUGGUCGAAAACCAAGUCGUACUGGAAGUACCCGCUGCGCUACCUGGAGCAGAUUCCCUCCCGGAUGGUCGAGCACUACGGGACCUCCGCGUCCUGCACGGACGACGUGGGCGGGCAAGGCGCCACCUGCGGGAUCUGCACGGACAGCCGCGGGAACUACAUGAAGUACUCCGAGGGGUUCUGCUGCAUGUGCACGCCGGGCGGGUUUAUCGAGAACACGCGGAACCGCGGCGGAGUGGACUGCGGCGACUUAAUCGACAGCCUGUCGCGGUCCUACCACUGCAUCAAGCCGGACAGCUUGUGGUACGCGGGCUUCGAGGUGGAAACGCCUAUCAUGAUGUACAAUAUCAACAUCCAGGUGCAGCACCAAGAUCUGUCUUUCCAGAACUUGACGAUCUCGCACCUGAACCCCAUCUCCUCGAACAACUACGUCGUUGCGGAGUUGACGGGUAAGACGAACUAAUAUUACAAGGGGACUAGGUUGAAGAAAUUUCUAGCUUUUGAAUUUACAUCUCAUGGAUCAUGCAGAGGUAUUAUUGAAUAAUAGAACUGAACAACGCUACGAGAUCAAAAUUGUUGCUCACCAGGCGACCUGGCAACCGCUCGUCCGCCGAACAAUUUUCAGCAGCAGUACCUGGUGGUGCCCGACCGCUUUUUCGACGGCGGCGGGAAGCUGACCCCCCAUCCGCGGGUGCUACUGUACCCGCACCAUUUGCGGUACGCGAUGUUGCUGGACAAGUCUUUUUUUGAUUUGUCCGGCGAGACCUGCGACCGGAUUGGCGUGGCCUGGGCCGCCUUCAAGUACCAGUCGGAGAUGUGCGAGCGCCCGGUGGGGAGUUGUGUGAAGAACCAAAUCGAGAACUUUCACCAGGAGGACACGCAGCGGGUGGGGGAGAACUACGACCCGCAGGACGAAUCCGGUCAGAAGCCCUUGUAUUUCGUCAGCCGGUACUGCGACGGGUUGAUGGAGGGGACACAGGUGGUGGACGAUGCCGGGUACAUUGUGGACGAGUAUUUCGUCUGCCCGCUAGACGAGCAAAGACAGACCACGAUGGUGCGCUUGGAGCUGAAGGCGGACUCCUUGAAAUUCGUCUCUAGCAUCGGCAAGGCGAAAAUCUACAGUGUCGAAGUGAAAAACUUCGAGGUAAGUGUUACGGGGCUCGGAUUUACAACACAAUAGGAUCAUUUGUUUCUGUUGCGAAAGAUAUUGAUUUUGCUAUGGCGCCUGUCUAUAUUAGAAGUUUACAAUCGGAUGCAUAUUGAAGAAGAUGAAAAAAUACAAUUUCGACAACGACUCGCGCCAACUCUAUCAGGCCUUCUCCGGCGCGGGCACCCUGGAAGCCAAAAUCACCUCGGAGUCUGACUUCCGCGCCCAAUUUUCCCUCGGCAUCAUGUGCAGCACGGGCAUCACUCCCGCGCCCGUUCCCGCCCUGUUUCUCGAAAGGUUUGAGGAGAAGCGGGUGGUGGAAAUCCAGGUAAUGGCCAACAGCAAAGAGGAGCUGGCUGCGGAGUGUACGUUGAAUUUGUUGGACUUGAAGGGCCGACUUCUCGACUCCCGCUCAGCCUCCUUCACGGUGCUGCAGACCCGGGAGAAAUCUUCCCUCGGCCAGCAGCGCGGGCAGACCAACGCCCAGCAAAUGGACCCGAAGGAAUACGGCGACGGGGAGUGCAGCGCGGUCUGCGGUUUUUUCGCGUUCACCUGCCACUUAAAGUACUUUGGGGCCUGCUGGUGGAACUUUUUCCUUGCGUUGGGCGUGAUCGCGCUCUUUCUUGUCGCGGGAUGGUGGCUGGUCACGGGCAGGUGCAACCCGGUCUUGGAAAAGCUGUGCCCAGGUUGGUCUCGUGUAGUUUCAGUGUUGGCGUUUCAUGUUAAUUUUGCAAGAGAGAUCUACAUCUUCUACGUUGCUGGUACAUAAUAUGAGAACGCACCACAUCAUGACGAAAUGAAACAAACAGCUCGCGCGAAACGAAAGCAGCAACGAAAAGAGGAAGAGGACGAGCAGAGGGAGGUAGUGAAGAAAAAGCUCACGGGCACGAGCGGAUUUCAGAUGCAGAGUAGCAACACAAAUCAUCCCAGCAACACUCGUAUGCUCUGCAAAAGUAUCGUAUUGGUAGUAAUUUCAGGCAUGCAUGCUUAGGGAAAAUACGCAUUUACAAAUUCCACUUUUCAUGCUAAAGAUUUUUCGGUCUUUGCCUCAGCCGUUCUGCCGCGUAUGAAUCGCUCCUCACCCGUGGCGAGUCGGUUUUGUGGGUUUUUGCGGUCAUUUUGCAAGCAGCAGACGCUGCCCAAUUUUCAAAACUUGCACGACUUUUUUUCUUUGCCUCAGCCGUUCGGCUGCCUCUGGAUCGCUCCUCACCCGCUGGGAGGCGGUUUUUUGGGUUUUUUCGCUCAUUUUUCAAGCAGCAGACGCUGGCCAAUUUUCAAAAAUUUCGCGAUUUUUUUUCGUUGUCUCCGCCGUUCGGCCGCCUAUAAACCCAUCGCUCCUCACGCGUGGGAGCGCGGAAUUUCGGGCGUUUUUCUGUUAUUUUGCAGGGUGUAGACGCUGCCCAAUUUUUAAAAGUUGCAAGAUUUUUUAUUUUUGCCUCAGCGUCAGCCACUCUGCCGCCUAUGGAUCGCUCCUCCCCCGUGGGGACGCGGUUUUUUGGGUUUUUGCGGCCAUUUGCAAGCAGCAGCUCUAAUAAAAGUUGCAAGAUUUUUUCGAGCUUAGAAACUUGUAUUGCAAUCAUGCCUACUAGUGCGAUACUUUUGCACUGCAUAACUCGUCCUGGCGACAUGCAAGACUUCUUUCUGAAAAUGCAGGCGCUGCAAGAGCAGAACACGUUGCUGCAACUACAGAUCUCGCAGCAAAUCAGGAAGUCGGUCACGAGCAACACGUCGGGGCUCGGAGGCGGAGGACUGGCACCGCAACAAAUCAACCAGAUUGUACAGCAGCCAGGACAGCAGCAGCAACAAAAUAGCGCACUGAACACAAGUAAUCCAACGCUUCUCCAGCUGCAGCCAAUCCAGGAACAGGACGAGAUUUUGAUUGCGAAGCAGACGAAUUUUCUGGGCGGUAACGGUGCCGGAUUGGUCGGGCGUAGCGGAAUCAUGCCUCUGCAGCAGCCUGCUGGAGUACAACAGCGACCAACGCAAAUGCAGGGGCAACUACAGGGCGGUUACAACACCGACCACCCUGCGACGCUAAUAAACCCGCAGCCUUCGUCUGUGCAGCAGCAGCAUCAGCCACAGCCGGCUCAUCUACCGCAAAUCGGAUCUGCACCCCAGCAGCAGGUCGUGAUGAAUACGCCGCAGCAAACCACGCCGCAGCUCUCAUUCGGGCAAAAACAGCAGCAACAUUUAUUGUCUCCACCAAACAAUAUCCGGCAGCAACAGCAGCAGUUUUCAUCUCCUGGUGCCGUGAUUAAUACAGGUAACAAUUUGCAAAUUCCAGUUCUGACCGCACAGUACAACGACGGGCAGAGGUCGGACGGGGGAGAUUCGCGAGCUACGAGGCAAAGUUAUUACGAAAGCCCGAUAAUAUCAGGUCCUGGGUAUUUUGGAGAACAAACGACGAUAUCAGCACCAUCAGCAGCUCAGGUGCAAAAUGCAGUGCCUCCGCGGCAGAAUGUUCAGAUGAACCAACGAAAUUUUAGUAGUACUGGGACCUACAACGCAAAAGGCGGGAAAAUGAAUUACGAGCCAACCUCACCGUCUAUUGAGCAACUGGCGCAGCAGCAGCAUCCUCUGCAGCAGGCGGCUCUGCAACAACACUCGGCUUCAGCACAGGAUUCUCCGUCUAUGCAACAGUCCCCCUCGAUUCAACUGGUGUCGUCAACAGCGCAAAACGAAUUUUCUCCUUCUGUGCAACCAUCUCCGUCCUUGCAGGUGAGGCCAGUUGAUUUAAUAAAUCCCGGCGCCAGGAGUCCUCGUCCUAUGGCGCAGAGCAGCCCGUCGCCGUCUCUCUCCGUAGUAUCACCUUCCGCAGUAGCAGUACCACCUUCCCCGGCACGCCCCCGGCCAAUGUCGGUGGCUGCGGGGAAUUCCAAGCAGGGGAAACAAGGCGGGGGGCAGAUCCUGGGCAACAAAAACCUUCCACAAAAAUUGCCGCUGGGAGUGAAAGCGGGAGGAAAAACGAUCAAAGGCAGUCUUGGUUCUGGUGCAAAACCAGGCACCGGUAGUUCUGCUGCACCUGCUUCGGGUGUGAGUCCUCUGAGCGCUGCGGGUAAGAACAAUCCAGCAUUUCUACCUGCGGCGAGAGCGCCAAGCAUGAUUAACGCGGAGGGAAAAUCUGGAAAAGAUUUUUACGGAGGAGCUGCGCGGAAAGGCGCAGCAAUGAAUGGGAAGAGUGAGCAGGAGUUUAUGUUGGCGAAGGCACGCAUGCAGAUGAGUGUCAAGGGAGGAGGGGGGAAAGGAUAG